CUGACGGAGACGCCGUACGGCAGGCGCGUCAAGGUGGGCAAGAAGGCGCGGCGGAAGUUCCUGCAGUGGCUGUGGAUGUACACGCACUGCCCGGUGCUGUACACUUGGAAGGACCUGGGCGCGCGCUUCUGGCCGCGCUACAUCAAGGAGGGGAACUGCUUCAGCGAGCGCUCGUGCUCCUUCCCCGAGGGCAUGUCCUGCAAGCCGGUCAAGUCGGUGACCAAGACCUUCCUGCGGUGGUACUGCCAAGGCUUCCUGCGGCAGAAGUACUGCACGUGGAUACCGGUGCAGUACCCUAUCAUCUCCGAGUGCAAAUGCUCCUGCUGAGCAGCGCGUGCGCGCGAGAGAGGGCUUAUCGAUUAUGAAUGAUUGCACUGUUUACCCACGGACAGGGACGUGUGG
This is a messenger RNA of Sinocyclocheilus rhinocerous, 402 nucleotides long. RefSeq names its product noggin-2. The transcript has a single exon. Gene Ontology annotation, biological process: osteoblast differentiation; negative regulation of BMP signaling pathway; dorsal/ventral pattern formation. NCBI's taxonomy places the organism in Eukaryota, Metazoa, Chordata, Actinopteri, Cypriniformes, Cyprinidae. The record is from RefSeq and is a predicted model, not a curated record. The annotation marks the transcript as partial.